AUUCUGAUCCAUGGCUCCCGCAAAGGCAGAGAAGAAACCGGCAGAGAAGAAACCAGCCGCCGAGAAAGCACCAGCCGAGAAAAAACCUAAAGCCGAAAAGAAGAUCUCGAAGGAAGGAACAAGCGAUAAGAAGAAGAAGCGCGUUAAGAAGAGCGUUGAAACCUACAAGAUUUACAUCUUCAAGGUUUUGAAACAGGUCCAUCCUGAUAUUGGUAUUUCAAGCAAAGCUAUGGGGAUUAUGAACAGUUUUAUUAACGAUAUUUUUGAGAAACUCGCUCAGGAAGCUUCUAGAUUGGCGCGUUAUAACAAGAAGCCGACUAUUACUUCACGGGAGAUUCAAACAGCGGUUCGUUUGGUUCUUCCUGGUGAAUUGGCGAAACAUGCCGUGUCUGAAGGAACUAAGGCGGUUACCAAAUUUACUAGCUCGUAGAUUAUGUUUUAGGUUUUUGUUUGAAUGUAAUCUCAGAUCUAGAAUUUUCAUUGUGAUUUUUAGAUGUAGAUUUUAUGUCAUGGUUUGAACAGUUUCAAUUUAAGAUCUUCUUUUAAAUAAUAUUUAACUGUUGUUCCAA
Molecule: messenger RNA, 569 nt
Organism: Cicer arietinum (chickpea)
Lineage: Eukaryota; Viridiplantae; Streptophyta; Magnoliopsida; Fabales; Fabaceae
Product: probable histone H2B.3-like
Cellular component (GO): nucleosome
Molecular function (GO): protein heterodimerization activity; structural constituent of chromatin; DNA binding
Source: RefSeq, marked provisional